CCCUGUUAGGGAUGACAAUUUUGUCCAAACCUAUGGAUAUUUUCUUAUCCAACCAAUUGAGUUUCGUAUGAAAUCCAAAUACAGGUUAAAUGGGUAGAGUUUGAUGGAUUUAUACCCAUAUCCAUUUAUUUGGGUUGAGUUUUUAAUCCAGGGUUUGAGUUUGUACCAUACCCAUAUGCAAUUUAUAAUUUGGUAACUAAACUAAUAGAACUUUACAUACCCUAAAUUCAAAAAAUAUUUAUACAUAAGUCCUGAAUAUUGAUGGAAAAUUAUAUUUUAGUAAUUAAAUUUUUGUGCUUUACGUUUUGACACCUUAACUUUUAAGUGUUACAAAUAGGUCCAAUUUUUUAUGUUUAAAACAACCUCAAAUAAAUUGGCAUAUACCCAACCCAUGCUCAUUUAAUGUAUGGAAGCAAUACUCAAAUACAACCCAAACCCAUACACAAACUCCAAAACCCAUAUAUACUUCACCCAUACCCUAUACAUAAUGAUUGAGUUAUUUGGGUUUGGAUAAAUUUACCCAUUGAUGAGUAAUUGUCAUCACUGACACCAUAUCUAACCCAAACCUAUUACAAACUCUCAGACCCAUAUAUAUACUUCAACAAUGUCCUACACAUAAUAAAUUAGUUAUUUGGGUUUGGAUAUAUUUACCAUAGAUGUGUAAUUGUCAUCCAUAACUCCAUGCAUGUGUGUUAUUAUUCGUUCAACCAUGGAAGAAAUAUACCAUGUGAACGACCUUGAGUUUCUUAAAUUUACGUCAUUUUUGCUCUAUGGACAUACUACAUAUGAGAGUAUUGAGCUGUGAUUACCCCUAGUGGAUUUUAUUCUCUCCAAUAAACUAAAAUACGAAUUGGUCUUUUAUAAAAUUGAUCCACUAGUCGAGUCUUGUUUUUAAAAUUAUUGCGCUAUGUAUAUGCACUUUUCUUCUUCUUAAAUAUUGACUACCAAAAAAUGUGAAGAUGAAGAAAAUAAUAAUAACAGUUAAGUGGUCAAUAUUAACUAAUCUCAUGUUAUACUGUGGUAUCAAAUUAUUUAGUUAAUAAAUUUUAACUAGUAAAAUUGUGUUAUUUCAUAGUAUCGAAGCAAUCUAUGAUAUAUAAUUGUUUUUUAAAAUUAAAUAAGACAUUUGCUCACAUAAUCUAUGUGUUAAACUUCAUAUAGGGUGAGAUAUAUAAUUUAAUGAUCCUUUGAAUUAUCAAAAUGAAACUCAUAUAGAUCGAUUAGCUUAUAACUCGAUAAUCGAGUUGGCUCUCAAGUCACAAUGUUGAGAGUUAGGAUCUCUCAUGAGCUCUAAACGAGUCAUCUCACGAGUUGAGCUCAACAAGACACCGAGUCGAGCUAGCUCGCGAGCUGCAGAAUGCUAAGCUCAAGCUCGACUCAUUAAUAAACGAGCCGAGUUUCGAACAAACUUUUUCCGAGUCGAACGCCGGGCCGCUGACAACAACUCAACUCAUUUGCAGCCCUACGGUUCCCAACUACCCAGUAAUUAUGUAAUCACUGAUAAAUCAGAUGAUUAUUUUGGAUGACCGUAGAGCAGUAACCUAUUAUGGAUCGGUAAAUUGUACCACACUCUAAAUAAAUAUUUUGUUGAUGAUCAAUAUGUAUACACUUCCAUUUCGUGGGUUUUGUUUAACCGACUAGACUAGACUAGACUAGACUAGGUACCAGUUCUGGCUGACGUUACUUUUGGUGUGGCAGGUAAACAAACAGAAGCGAGGCCAUCAAUGAACUACCACAGCAACCAUUUCAGCUCUCUUUCUCCUCCUCAGGCAGCAGGGCACAAGAGAAAGAGCUUUAUGGAAAUGAUGAAGUCAACUAAGGUUGAUGAAGAUUUGGACGAUGAGGAGGAUUUCAUUCUUAAGAAAGAAAGCCCAGGCAAAGCGGACUUGAAUGUAAGAGUUGAUGGCAAGAGCUGUGACCAGAAAGUUAACACUCCACGGUCAAAACAUUCUGCCACCGAGCAACGUAGGAGGAGCAAGAUAAAUGACAGAUUUCAUAUGUUGAGAGAAAUCAUACCCCAUAGUGAUCAGAAGAGAGACAAGGCAUCAUUCCUGUUAGAGGUGAUUGAGUACAUUCAGUUUCUACACGACAAGGUUCAUAAAUAUGAACAAGGCUCAUACCAGGGAUGGAGCCUUGAAGCUGCAAAAUUGGUGCAAUGGAGAAGCAACAAUAGGAGUGCAGAAAGUUACGUCGACCAGUCAAGAGUUACGAAUGGGGAUGCUAAUUCAUCCGGGUUACAAUAUGCUCACCCAAAGUUGGAUGACAAGAAUGCGUCAAUCUCUGCCACCAUCCCCGGCCUCGGCGCGCAGAAACCAGCCGACUCUGAUACAAGCUCCGCUACUACUCCAAAAGCAAUGAAUCAUCAUUCUGGAAUACCAAAUAAAGCAAUGCCGUUUCCAAUGUCACUGCAGACCAACCCAUUAAAUCCGGUCAUAGGUACCUCGGCUCAACCUUCCCUUGAGGUUAAAACGAACAUCAACAGCGUUACAACUCAACAACAAUCCCAACCAGAACCAGGCCAUUUCAGACCUAAUGGGUUUGUCCACGCUGACGACCACCUCAAGGACCAAGACCUGAAUGUUGAAGGUGGUACCAUCAGUAUCUCAAGUGCAUACUCUCGCGGGCUACUGAGCAAUCUCACGGAAGCACUACGGAGUUCAGGAGUGGACUUGUCACAGGCCAGCAUCUCUGUACAGAUCGAGGUUGGAAAGGGAUCCAAUAUGGCUUCGUCAUCCAUUGCCAAGGAUAAUGAAAGUGAAGUACUGUUUAGCAAUCAAGGGAAAACGACUCAAGUUCUCAAGAAGCCGAAGACUAAAAGCUAAACUGAACCAAAUUCUUCCUUUUUUGGUUCUCUUUUGAUCUUACCCUUUUUUUUCAUUUUACUUAAGGAAUUAAUUCAUUUUUACGGAGGGUGAGGUUUAUUCAUGUCUUUCUCCUUGUUAUAGUCAAAUGAACUUACCUGGCCAAUUAAAGAUAGAGAGACCAAAAUGAUGACGAUGAUGAUUGUACAUGUAAUUGCUUUCAAUUUUCAGGUGACCAAGAUAGGUCCCUCCUGACAACUUAAAUGUGCAUUAUUAUUAUUGGAUCAAAACAACGUUCUACCAGAAUAUUCAAUUCUUGUUGUAUAGUGUUGAAUUGUGUCCCUCUUUGUAUUUCUUAUAAUCUUUGAGUACCUUUUCUGUUAUUUUCUUUGUAACCUAGUUACCCUAAGGAGCUACGUACGUCGUAAACAUGGUAUAUUAGCAGUGGAUGGCGUCGAGACUGGAUAUAUGCGCACCUACUGUACUGCUACGAAUAAUAAGAUAACAUGAGA
Messenger RNA from Linum trigynum, 3313 nucleotides. The record is from the annotation of a GenBank genome assembly. NCBI's taxonomy places the organism in Eukaryota, Viridiplantae, Streptophyta, Magnoliopsida, Malpighiales, Linaceae.